This is a messenger RNA of Phycomyces blakesleeanus NRRL 1555(-), 2286 nucleotides long. RefSeq lists its product as hypothetical. The record is from RefSeq and is a predicted model, not a curated record. Gene Ontology annotation, cellular component: eukaryotic translation initiation factor 3 complex. The transcript is spliced from 2 exons. Bases 18 to 2210 code for a protein of 730 amino acids. NCBI's taxonomy places the organism in Eukaryota, Fungi, Mucoromycota, Mucoromycetes, Mucorales, Phycomycetaceae. Gene Ontology annotation, biological process: translational initiation. Gene Ontology annotation, molecular function: translation initiation factor activity; RNA binding; translation initiation factor binding.
CAGACGCCAACAAAACGAUGGCCGGCCUCGAUUUGAAAAACAUUCCCGAUCGCGAGGAAGACAUUGACUUUUCCGACAUUUACGAGAAGCACACCAUUAAUGUCGACGAUGAUCUCGAUACAAUUGUCGUUGUUGAUGGCGCCCCUGUUGUUGAUGAAGCCAAGGAGGAAAAGUUGAUGAGCGUUCUGAAGAAGCUUUUCACCAAGUCCGCUGGUGAAAUCAAGGAAAGCGGCAUGUGGAUGCCCAUGUCUCCUAAUGACAAAGGCAAGAUUGAGAGCAAGGGUUACCUCUUUAUCGAUUUCGAGACACCUGAGGCUGCCCACGCUGCAGUCAAAAACUUGGACGGCCACAAGAUGAGCAAGACCCAUCAGCUCUCUGUUAACAAGUUCACCGAUGUCGAAAAAUACACCAGCAUGAAUGACACCUUUGUCGAGCCUGAAGCAGAGGAAUACAUUCCUAAGGAACAUAUUCGUAGCUGGCUUACUGACGAGCAGGCCCGCGACCAGUUUGUUAUGUACCGUGGUGACGAUGUGAGCAUCUUCUGGAACCAGAAGGCCGACACCCCAGACCAUGUCUACACCCGCCAGAACUGGACUGAGACUUACGUCCAAUGGUCUCCUCUCGGUAGCUACCUCUCUACAUUCCAUCAGAUGGGUAUUGCCCUCUGGGGUGGUCCUUCAUGGAGCAAGAUUGUGCGUUUUGUCCACCCAGGUGUUAAGCUCAUAGAUUUCUCACCUAACGAACGUUACCUCGUCACCUGGUCCAACGAUCCUAUCAGCCCCUCCAAGAUCCCCGAGGGAUCCCCCAACCCAUUCUCAGAGUACGAUGAAGGCAACCAGGUUGUCAUCUGGGAUGUCAAGACCGGUGCCCUCCUCCGUUCUUUCCCCGUACCUCAGAGUGCAGAUGCUCAAAAGACCGUCCGCUGGCCCAUGUUCAAGUGGUCUGCCUCCGAAAAGUACUUUGCCCGUAUUGUACCCGGUCAGCAGCUCUCUAUCUACGAAGCCCCAUCCAUGGGUCUGGUAGAUAAGAAGAGUAUCAAGAUUGACGGCAUUGUUGAUUUCGAAUGGUCCCCUGCAAAGGCUGACCAGAGUGAUUCCAAGAUCAUCCAGAAAGAAGAUGUUCUCGCCUACUGGACACCCGAGAUUGGCAACCAGCCCGCACGUGUUACCCUCAUGGCUGUUCCUAGCAAGGAGAUUAUCCGUACAAAGAACUUGUUUAACGUCACUGACUGCAAGCUUCACUGGCAGUCAAAGGGUCACUUCCUUGCCGUCAAGGUUGACCGUCACACCAAAACUAAGAAGUCUACUUUCACCAAUAUUGAGAUUUUCCGUGUGUGCGAAAAGGGUAUUCCUGUUGAGACUUUGGAGAUUAAGGAACAGGUAUUGGCAUUCGCCUGGGAGCCCAAUGGUGAGCGUUUCGCUGCCAUCACUACCUCCGAUCCAGCUCCAGGUACUACUGCUGGUCAAGGUGCUGCCCCUGUUACUGCAAAGACCGCCAUCACCUUCUAUUACCUUGACACCAGCAAGGCCAUUGCCGGAUUCAAGCCCCUCAAGGUUAUUGAUAAGAAGACCGCCAACUUCAUGUACUGGUCUCCCAAGGGUCGCCACAUUGUGUUUGCCACUCUUCGUAGCUCCAGUGUUUUCGAUCUUGAGUUCUGGGAUCUUGACUUUGAACCCCUCUCCACCGAAGGUGGUAAGAAGGACGAUAUUGGUGCAUCUGUUCAGUUGCUUUCUACCCAGGAACAUUAUGGCGUGACCGACAUCGAAUGGGACCCUACUGGUCGCUACGUCGUUACUGGCUCCAGCAUGUGGCGCCACACCGCUGACCAUGGUUUCUGUCUUUGGGACUUCAAGGGCCAGUUGUUGUUGAAGCAAAACAUCGAGAAGUUCAAGCAGCUUCUCUGGCGCCCUCGCCCCAAGAGCCUGUUGUCUGCUGAACAAAAGAAGAAGAUCAGAAAGAACCUCAGACAGUACAGCAAGGUGUUUGAUGAACAGGAUCUUGCAGCAGGUGAUGCCAACACAGCUCAGUUUAUUGCUGGUCGCAGAAAGGCUAUUGAGGAAUGGUACGGCUGGAGAAAGCAGUGCGAGAAGAAGUUGGCUGAGGAGCGCAAGGCACUUGGUAAAGAAUUACGGUCUGUUGACGACGGCAAGUCUGAAACCAUUGAAGAAUGGGUUGAAGAGGUCAUCGAAGAAACCGAAGAAAUCGUAUAAAAAUUCCACAACGCAGUACAUAAUAAAGAUCCUUUUGCUGUUGCCAUAUUCAAACAGCAGCAACUACUACUACCAC